Molecule: messenger RNA, 2229 nt
Organism: Sebastes umbrosus (honeycomb rockfish)
Lineage: Eukaryota; Metazoa; Chordata; Actinopteri; Perciformes; Sebastidae
Gene: chrng
Product: cholinergic receptor, nicotinic, gamma
Exons: 12
Coding region: 120-1793 (557 amino acids)
Biological process (GO): monoatomic ion transmembrane transport; signal transduction; regulation of membrane potential
Cellular component (GO): postsynaptic membrane; synapse; neuron projection
Molecular function (GO): transmembrane signaling receptor activity; acetylcholine-gated monoatomic cation-selective channel activity
Source: RefSeq, a predicted model, not a curated record
UAUUGUACACACACACACAGUUUGAGUGCCAGCAACUCCAUCAAGUAGUGUAUCCAUGUGUAUCAGAUUCGUGGUCAUAGCUUUGUCUCGGACAGCGCAGCACAAACACACACACGCUAAUGGAUUCUGGACCGCUACGCUCCGUGUCACUCUUCGUGAGGGUGUUUAUGAUUUCUGCCGCAGCAUCAGCGGUCAAUCUUGAAGGGGAACUUAUCAAGGAUUUGAUGAAGGGCUACAACAAGAACGUGCGGCCGAUGGAGAACAGUGGGGACAUCACUCAGGUCGACAUCAAGAUGACGCUCACCAACCUCAUCUCUCUAAAUGAAAAGGAGGAGGCUCUGACAACAAGCGUUUGGAUAGAAAUGCAAUGGUGUGACUACAGGCUCAGAUGGGACCAACCGCCCAGGUCGGCUCUGUAUGGGAACAUCACCUCUCAGCUGAGGGUCCCCUCCAAGAGCAUCUGGCUGCCAGAAGUCAUACUGGAAAACAAUGUGGACGGACAAUUCGAGGUGGCACUUUACUGCAAUGCUCUGGUGUCUUCUGACGGCUGCGUGUACUGGCUGCCUCCUGCCAUCUACCGCAGUGCUUGUGCCAUCACGGUCAACUACUUCCCCUUCGACUGGCAGAACUGCAGCAUGGUCUUCCGCUCCCAGACUUACUGUGCCAACGAGAUCAAGCUCGUUCUCAAAGAGGAGGAUAACCACACAUUGGAGUGGGUGGAUAUUGACCCGGAGGCUUUUACAGAAAAUGGAGAGUGGGCCAUCAAACACAGGCCGGCUAAGAAGCUGAUCAACACUCAGUACACUAAGGAUGAGCUGGGGUACCAGGAGGUGGUCUUCUUCCUCGUCAUCCAGAGAAAGCCCCUCUUCUACGUCAUCAACAUCAUCAUUCCCUGUGUGCUCUUCUCCUCCCUCGGCCUCCUUGUCUACUUCCUACCUGCCAAAGCGGGUGGUCAGAAGUGCACCAUGUCUGUUGCCACCCUCCUGGGCCAGAUUGUAUUCCUCUUCCUUAUCGCCAAGAAAGUUCCAGAGACUUCGAGGGCAGUGCCUCUUAUUGGGAAGUAUUUGAUGUUUGUGAUGUCAGUGACCACCAUCGUGGUGAUGAACUGCGUGAUAGUCCUCAAUGUUUCCCUGAGAACCCCAAACACCCACAGAAUGACAGACAAAGUCCGAAAGAUCCUCCUGAACAAACUGCCUCGGCUGCUGAGGAUGCAGAUGCGAACCUGGACACCAAAUGGUGACGACAACACUUCAGAAACUGGAAAUGGAGAAAGUCCAGACAGGAAUGGCGUGUUCCUGGUCCCCUGCCGACGUCGCAGCUCCAUGAACCUCAUCACCAAGGCAGAGGAAUAUUUUAUGAGAACAGCCCGGUCUGAACUCAUGUUUGCCAGAUACAAAGAAAGAAACGGAUUGAUGAAAUCAGUAUUAGAGAAGCUGCAUGAUGGGCUGGAGGGGGGUACAGCUGAGCAUCUCAGUGCCAGCCUGGCAAAUGCCUCUCCACAGCUGAAGCAGUGUGUGUCCUCCUGCAAACACAUAGCUGAGACUACAAGGCAACAAAACAACUUCCAGAAUGAGAAUGAAGAGUGGUUCCUGGUCGCCCGUGUGGUCGACAGGGUAUGCUUCAUCGUCAUGGUGUCAGUGUUUUUUAUCGGCACCAUUGGGAUCUUCCUAAUGGGCCAUUUCAACCAGCCUCCCUCCUCGCCUUUCCCUGGGGAUCCCAAGAAGUAUCUCCCUCCAACAAACAACCUCACUGAUCCAGCUGAGAAUGGGAUGGGAGCAAACUUCCUGGGGUAAACCAGGAGAAAAUCUCCAGAUUUUAUCCCUUUAAUUGGAGUGGAAAUGUGACGGCGUCCGUCAGUGAUCUUUCACUAAUGAGUGGGACACAUGGAGAAGAUGUGGGGUCUGUGGACUGUCACAAAGGUGUUCAUGGUGAUAAAGGAUCCGCUGCGCAGAUAUGUGGACGCCGCGCUUGAUCCGUGGUGAUGCAUACUGGCAUCAGCUGUGAUUGAUUGUUGAGGUUGAGAAUAUUUUUUGCUGUAUAAGAAAAAAAGAGCAUGUUUAUUUGCUCUUCCUGUCACCAGCUCAGUGUUUGACGUAAGUUUACUUUUUCACCUGCUGGCGACUUUUAUACAAUUCAAGGCCAUCGUGAUAAACUAUGAGACAUCUGUUAAGCAACAGCCACAUGUGCCAAACAAACGCUUUUAUCAAUAAAAGUACUACUGUAAUCUCA